CAUUUUCCCCGCCAUUUACAUCAUCCAAUUUUCUCUCGUUUCUAGGGCUCCGAUUCCCCCCCUUCUCUCUCCCGCGACUCCACACAAGCCGAAGUCGCUCCCGGAUCUCCUCCGAAUUGCGCCCCCGCCACCGCCCGGAGCCCGCGCGCCGCCCGCGGAAUCGCAGAUUCGUCAGCCGCCGAUGAGCAACCCGGUCGGUCCGAGCUCGGGUCCCGGCUGGAGCUACCGAGGCAUCGGGCUGUCGAACACCGUGCACUCCGAUGUGGCCUCGUGCCUCCCGCUGCCCUCGCUCCCGGUGUUCUUCGGCGCGUCCGAUCAGGAGCUGCGGCUGUUCGACGAGCGGAGCGCCGCCGCCGGUUCGUUCCCCCGGAGGAGCUUGAAUCGCGUCGACGUCCUCGCUCAGUCGAGCAAAAUCGCUGAUCUGCUUCGCAACGCCGAUGUCUCUUACUUAAAGCUUAGGGAGGAUUUGAUGGUGAUACCGCAUAGCUAUGUGGAGCCAUUAAAACUUUAUGAAGAAGUUCUUUAUCAAAAUCCCGAAGCCUUUGAGUGCUUUUCUCCAGGUCAUACCAAAGAGCACAUAUUUCAAAGUACAGUACAUGUCGAGAAGCCUCUUCAACUUAAUGUUACUUAUGCAAGUCAAGCACAAAAAGAAUUGCCUCUACAUCGAAAUAAUCAGCUUGAUAAUGCUCUUGCUAAUGAAGUCUCUACAUCUUCUCGGAAACCAAAGGUUAAGAAAAAAGUACGUGAUGAAAUCCCUAGAGAUGUUGGACCUAGUCCUGUUGAAUCCCAAGAUGAUACGGUUGGAAGGUUUUCUGACAUGUUGGAGGACAUCUGUAGCAAAGCUGAGAUUUCUGGAGAUGAUAGAGAUGAAGCAGAGUGGAUCUCAAUGCCUAUUACCGAUCUUAGGAUACUUGUUAAUGAAAUCAUGUCAGUUCGUGCGAAGAAGCUUCUACAUUUAGUUCCUGCAGAUACUCUUGUUAAACUAUUAAGGGUUCUAGAUCAUCAGAUCCAUCGAGCAGAAGGCCUGUCCAUUGAUCAGUGUGAUCAUUCAGAUCCGGAUGCAAUUUCCUCCCUCCUCUGUGCUUUGGAAUCCAUACAUGCAGCUCUGGCAGUAAUGGCUCAUAAUCAGAUGCCAAAGCAUCUUUAUAGUGAAGAGAUCAUCGAGAGGAUUCUUGAAUUCUCUCGACGUCAAAUAAUGGACAUAAUGUGUAUCUAUGAUCCAUCCUACCGCGCUUUGCAUAAACCUGUUGAACAAGGAGCUCCUGAAGCUGAUGAAGAUGAUGAAGCAGAUGCAGAUAUUGGUCCCAGUAAGAAACGCCGUGUUGUUAAGAGUGUGAAAGCAAAGAAAUCAACAGUGAAUAGGGUCUCAGCUGCUGCUAGUACAGUACUUCAGAAGCUGUGUACUAUUCUUGGUUUACUUAAGGAUCUACUGUUAAUAGAGAAGCUUUCAGACAGUUGCAUUCUACAGUUGGUGAAAACAAACUUUACAACGUUUUUGGUGGAUAAUAUCCAGCUUCUCCAACUUAAGGCCAUUGCUUUAAUUAGUGGGAUAUUCUAUUGGUAUGCACAGCAUCGUGCUUAUGUCAUCGACGAAAUGCUUCUUUUGCUUUGGAAGUUGCCUUUCUCUAAGCGUGCAACACGAGCCUAUCACCUGCCUGAUGAAGAUCAGAGGCAAAUUCAGAUGAUUACUGCCCUGCUGAUUCAGUUAGUUCACUGUGGUGCUAACAUUCCUGAAGUUUUAAGGCAGGCAUCUGACAUUACUUCCAUCAUGGAAGUCUCACAUGAUGGUACUUAUCUCACAAAGUGUCAUGAAGCAAUCACAGAGGCGUGUUGUCUUUUCUGGUCCCGUGUUCUGCAGCGAUUUACUAGUGUAAAGACUCAGGAUGCAUCUGAGAUAAAAGUAAUGAUGGAAAAUCUUGUUAUGGAUUUGCUGACCACAUUGAACUUACCUGAAUAUCCUGCUUCAGCUCCUAUUCUGGAGGUCUUUUGUGUCCUACUGCUACAGAACGCUGGGCUGAAAUCCAAAGAUAUAGCUGCGCGAUCCAUGGCCAUCGACCUUCUUGGGACGAUUGCCGCCCGCUUAAAACAUGAUGCUGUUAUUUACCGGAGGGACAAGUUUUUGUUGCUACGAGAAUUAGUUGAUGGUGAUAAUGUUGACCAAAGUUAUCCAAAGGAUGUUUGCUCUGUCUGUGGUGAUGGGAGGGUAGAGAGAUCAUUGUUUACCUGUCAAAGCUGUCGAAGAUUGUUCCAUGCUGAAUGCAUGGGUGCAAGAGAGCAUGUAGUUCCUGAUUAUAGCUGGAGCUGUCAAUUUUGCAUCUGCAGAAAGCAACUCCUUGUACUGCAAUCAUUUUGCAAAUCCCAUUGCAAGGACACCAAAAGAAAUCAUGUUGAUCAAAAUCCAGAAUCUUUUAGUUCAAUUACGAAUAUUGAAGUUGUUCAGCAGCUUCUUCUUAAUUUCCUCCAGGAUUCCAGUUCCACUGACGAUGUGCAUGUCUUUGUUCGUUGGUUUUAUUUAUGCCUUUGGUACAAGGAUGAUCCAAAAUUUCAGGAAAAUUUCUUUUACUAUCUUGCUAGACUGAAGUCAAAGACUGUAGUGCGUGAUUCUGGUACUGUUUCCUCAACUUUGACAAGAGAUUGUAUCAAGGAGAUCACUUUAGCUAUGGGACAAAAAAAUUCCUUUUCCAGAGGGUUUGAUAAGAUCCUUCACAUGCUUUUGGCAAGUCUGAGGGAAAACUCUCCUAUUAUAAGGGCCAAGGCUCUAAAAGCGGUAAGUAUAAUUGUGGAGACCGACCCAGAGGUAUUGCGUGACAAACGUGUGCAGCUUGCUGUUGAAGGGAGGUUUUGUGAUUCUGCUAUAUCUGUGAGAGAAGCAGCAUUGGAACUUGUCGGUAGGCAUAUUGCUUCACAUCCUGAUGUUGGAUCACAGUAUUUUGAGAAGGUUGCAGAGAGAAUUAAAGACACUGGAGUUAGUGUCAGAAAACGAGCUAUCAAAAUCAUCCGGGACAUGUGCACUUCAAAUGCUAAUUUCUCUGAAUUCACUAGUGCUUGCAUUGAGAUCAUUGCUCGUGUUAGUGAUGAUGAGUCUAGUAUUCAGGAUCUUGUCUGCAAGACUUUUUAUGAAUUUUGGUUUGAGGAACCACCCAGUUCCCAGACUCAGAUUUACAGUGACGGUAGUUCCGUUCCAUCAGAGGUUGCUAAAAAGACCGAGCAAAUAGUCCAAAUGUUGAGGAGGAUGCCAAAUUUCCAACUUCUUGUGACUGUUAUGAAGCGCAAUCUAGCACUUGAUUUUCUUCCACAAUCAUCAAAAGCUGCUGGAAUCAACCCUGUUUUACUAGCAUCAGUUCGAAAGCGCUGUGAGUUAAUGUGCAAGAGCUUGCUGGAAAAGAUUUUGCAGGUGGAGGAAUCAAGCACUGAGGAAGCAGAGGUGCGGUCACUUCCUUACGUGAUGGUUCUGCAUGCAUUCUGCGUUGUGGAUCCGACACUCCUUGCUCCAGCAUCCGAUCCUUCCCAAUUUGUGGUGACUUUGCACCCGUAUCUCAAGAGUCAGGGUGACAAUAGAGUGGUGGCACAAUUGCUGGAAAGUAUCAUCUUCAUUAUUGAUGCUGUUCUGCCUUUGCUUCGGAAGUUACCUCAAAGUGUUAUUGAAGAACUAGAGCAAGAUUUGAAGCAUAUGAUUGUACGGCAUUCUUUUUUAACGGUUGUCCAUGCGUGCAUCAAGUGCCUUUGCUCUGUGAGUAAAGUAGCUGGAAAAGGUUCUAGUGUUGUUGAGUAUCUUAUACAGGUGUUCUUUAAACAUUUGGACUCGCAGGGCUUUGAGAACAAGCAGCAAAUGGGUCGUUCUCUUUUUUGUCUUGGAUUGCUCAUCCGCUACGGCAAUUCUUUACUGGGUUAUUCAAGUAACAGGAAUAUUGAUGUUGCAAGCAGUCUCAGCUUGUUCAAACGGUAUCUGCUUAAGGAGGAAUUUGUUUUAAAAAUUAGAUCUCUGCAGGCUCUGGGAUUUGUUUUAAUUGCGAGGCCUGAAUUUAUGUUGGACAAGGAAGUAGGCAAAAUAAUAGAGGCCACAUUGUCUUCUGAUUCUGAUGCUCGUAUUAAGAUGCAAGCUCUCCAAAAUUUGUAUGAAUAUCUUCUGGAUGCUGAAGCUCAAAUGGGAACAGAGGUUACAACUAACGAGGCAAAUUGCACCAAUGAAAGCAGUCAGAGCGUUCCUGUUGCUGCUGGUGCAGGAGAUACUAACAUGUGUGGUGGUAUAGUUCAACUCUAUUGGGAUAGGAUACUGGAGAGAUGCUUAGACCAAACUGAACAAGUUCGUCAGACUGCCCUCAAGAUUGUGGAAGUGGUUUUGCGUCAAGGUCUUGUGCAUCCCAUUACAUGUGUUCCAUACCUUAUAGCGCUUGAAACUGAUCCACUGGAGGUAAAUGCAAAGUUGGCUCAUCAUUUGCUGAUGAACAUGAAUGAGAAGUAUCCUGCUUUUUUCGAAAGUCGUUUAGGGGAUGGGCUGCAAAUGUCCUUUAUUUUUAUACAAAUUAUUAGUGAUGGUUCCUCUAAUGGUGGGAGCGAGAAUGUCCCUCAUAAGGGUCCUGGAAGUAUGAAAGGGAAAUCUGAUGGUAUCUCAUUUGCUCAAGCAAGGCUUGGAGUUUCAAGGAUCUACAAACUAAUUCGCGGAAAUCGGGUUUCCAGGAACAAGUUUAUGUCCUCAAUUGUGCGCAAAUUUGAUAAUCCAAUAUGGAAUGAUACAGUUGUUCCUUUUCUGAUGCACUGCACAGAGAUUCUUGCUUCAUUGCCGUUUACGACACCCGAUGAGCCACUCUAUUUGAUUUAUACGAUAAAUCGAGUAAUGCAAGUUCGGACUGGGGCCAUUGAGGCAAAUUUAAAGGCAUUUUGUUCAAGAUCGUUACCAAGAGACAGCCAGGAUGUGGUACAAGGGAGUGGGAUUAGUCAAUGGCCAGCUUCUCAACCUGUCUUCAGUAAUGUACGAUCCCUGGAUUUGAAUGGCACAUACCAAGAGUUGGCUUAUCAGCCUUUUUUCAAUCAUACGACAUCAGUUGACUUGAAUGGCAGUAUCCCACCACAGCUAUCAAAUCAGUUCAAUUUGCACAAUUCUAAUUUUGAGGAGGCAAAGCCCCAAUUUAGUGGGUCUGGUGAAUUUUCUAGCUUUUCUGAGGAUGGUAUGCAGAAAAUCCAGGUUGACUGUCUAGCUGCUACGGCAUUGCAGCUUCUGUUGAAACUAAAGAGGCACCUAAAAAUUAUUUAUGGCCUCAACGAUGCUCGGUGCCAGUCAUUUUCUCCAAAUGAGACGCUAAAAUCCAGCGAAGUUCUCUCCAAGCAGAAUAUUCCAUUUAAUAUUAGUGGAAUACAUACCAACUUGCCUUCCACUUCUCAAGAAGUCAUGGAAAGAUAUCAGGAAUUUAAGAGUGCUUUGAGGGAAGACACCAUCGAUUACUCUGCUUACACAGCGAACAUCAAACCAAAGCGGCCUGCCUCUAGAAGAGGUUCUAGACGCGGUGGGGAUGAUGACGAGGAUGAGGACGAUGACAACUGGUCAGGAGGCAGGGUACGUCUAACUAAUAGCGGAAGGAGAGUCACGAGGAGCAGGUUGAGGUAACACUUGUAAAUAACAGGUAGGCUGACAUGUACAUUUAGUAGGAAAAUAAUUAGGAUAUGACAACAGUAGAAAUUGAUAGAAUUCUGGAAAAGGGAAAUGGAAGUGCCAAAAGAGUCUAGGGUUCUUCUGGCUCUUGAAGGUACUCUGUUCAAUUGUCCGAUUUCCAGUUUUAGGCAUUACAGUGGCAGGCGAUUAUUCUUUAUGUUAACAAAAUUGAAAUUUGCUAGAGUAGUCUCGAGCAAUUUUGUUGUCGUUGUAAAUAUCUGUUUCUGUGGGGGAACUAGAUGUAUCGUAGCACAUUUUAUGUCAGUUCCUAAAAUUCAAACUCCAUGUUGUAUUGGAACACAAUGUAUAGUCAAAGUCGAUUUUCUGCUUUCC
Syzygium oleosum is the source of this 5980-nucleotide messenger RNA. RefSeq names its product sister chromatid cohesion protein SCC2. Lineage: Eukaryota; Viridiplantae; Streptophyta; Magnoliopsida; Myrtales; Myrtaceae. Gene Ontology annotation, molecular function: chromatin binding. Gene Ontology annotation, biological process: establishment of protein localization to chromatin; establishment of mitotic sister chromatid cohesion; regulation of gene expression. The transcript has 28 exons. The coding region runs from base 182 to 5602 and encodes 1806 amino acids. Gene Ontology annotation, cellular component: Scc2-Scc4 cohesin loading complex. The record is from RefSeq and is a predicted model, not a curated record.